AUGUCGGGUUUUACGGAAAACGCGUUAAUUCGGAAACUCCAAGAACUGAAUUCUAGCCAGCAAAGUAUUCAAACACUGUCCUUGUGGUUGAUCCAUCACAGAAAACACCACGCUGUUAUUGUGAAAACCUGGUUCAAAGAAAUACUAAAAGCAAAAGACAGCAAGCAACUUACAUUUAUGUAUCUUGCUAAUGAUGUGAUUCAAAAUAGCAAAAAGAAAGGUCCGGAAUAUGGCAAAGAGUUUGGAGAAGUGCUGGUGGAAUCAUUCAAACACAUGGCUAAGACUGGUAUAAACACAAAGACUAAACACUCCUUGCACAGAAUACUCAGCAUUUGGGAGGAAAGAGGAGUCUAUGACUCGCAAAAGAUACAAGAGUUCAAAGAGGCUGUUGAUCCUAAUGAUGCAUUACCUAAAAAAGUAAGCAAACGCAAGUCUGUGGAUGUAGAAGUUGUCAAAACGCCGGAGAAGAAGGCUAAAGUAGAGGGGCGCUCGAAGCAGGAACGUCGCCGCAGUGAGACCAAGGAGGUAGAUGGACAUCUGGAGACACACACUACGCUCAGCCCCAAGACUCCACCUGGAGACCCUCCAGAACCCGAGGAGCUCAUCAAGGCGCUGUUGGAGUUAGAGGCUAGUGCGUCUAGUGACGAAGCAGUCAGGGAGAGGAUCGCGUCACUUCCGCCAGAAGUGUCGGAAGUGCAAUUAUUGUCUAAGUUAGAAGAUAAGGAGUCCGCCCUAAGUCUGAGUGCCGUGGUAAACUCUGCCGCGGAACUACUGGCGGAGUAUAACCUGAGGCUCAGCGAGGAGAUGGACAAGCGACGCAAAAUGGCCGCUAUGUUGCGGGACUUCGCCCAAGCCCAGCGAGACCUCGCCAAACAGGCUGAAGCUAGAUUAGAGGAAUACAACAUCAAACUUCAGAAGAUAUAUGCAGUGAAAGCUGAAGUGAAAUCUCACAUAGAGAAUUUGCCCGACGUAUCCCGACUGCCUGACGUGACAGGCGGCCUGGCCCCGCUGCCGUCAGCUGGUGACUUGUUCAGUCUCUGA
Messenger RNA from Spodoptera littoralis (African cotton leafworm), 1041 nucleotides. NCBI's taxonomy places the organism in Eukaryota, Metazoa, Arthropoda, Insecta, Lepidoptera, Noctuidae. The record is from the annotation of a GenBank genome assembly.